CAAACAUUGACUGGCUCGCUGCUUUUGGGUGGUGUAUCUUUAUCUUCAGGAUACAAUUUCCGUUCCGUUCCUUGCCACUGUUCUGCUGUCGAACCCCGAGACCGCAGUGCAACCUAUCCUAACGGGUGACCCUGCGCAAACUAUCCGGCCUAUCGUCUGCAGCUGCGCUUCUCUGCCGACAACAUCCUAUCUUCCUCAAGAUGCCAGCCAAGUCUCGUUUCACGAGGCUUGAUGCCUUCACAAAGACUGUCGAGGAUGCUCGUGUCAGGACAACGUCGGGUGGCAUCGUGACCAUUGUCUCCUUGAUCGUCGUGUUGUACCUGGCAUGGGGCGAGUGGGCAGACUACAGGCGGACAGUGAUACAUCCCGAGCUGAUAGUAGACAAGGGAAGAGGCGAGCGAAUGGAGAUCCACCUCAACGUGACCUUUCCCAAGAUACCUUGCGAGCUCUUGACCCUCGACGUGAUGGACGUGUCCGGCGAGCAGCAACACGGCGUGCAGCAUGGCGUGAGCAAGGUGCGCCUCCGGCCCGAGUCGGAGGGCGGCGGCGUCAUCGACAUCAAGGCCCUGACGCUCCACGACGACGGCGAGUCGGCCAAGCACCUAGACCCGGACUACUGCGGCGAGUGCUACGGCGCGAAGGCCCCCAACAACGCCGAGAAGCCCGGGUGCUGCAACACGUGCGACGAGGUGCGCGAGGCGUACGCGCAGGCGUCCUGGGCGUUUGGCCGCGGCGAGAACGUCGAGCAGUGCACGCGCGAGCACUACGCCGAGCGGCUGGACGAGCAGCGCCACGAGGGGUGCCGCAUCGAGGGCAGCCUGCGCGUGAACAAGGUGGUGGGCAACUUCCACCUCGCCCCGGGCAGGAGCUUCAGCAACGGCAACAUGCACGUCCACGACCUCAAGAACUACUGGGACACGCCCGUCGCCGGCGGCCACUCCUUCUCCCACAUCGUCCACCACCUGAGCUUCGGGCCCCAGCUGCCCGAGGAGCUCGGCAGGAAGCUCGGCACCAAGACCAUGCCCUGGAACAGCCACCACAUGAACCCCCUCGACGGCACCGAGCAGAAGACGGACGACCCCAACUACAACUACAUGUACUUUGUCAAGAUCGUGCCUACAUCCUACUUGCCGCUCGGCUGGGAGAAGAAGUACCGCGAUAUGGUUGCCGACCACAAUGCCGCCCUGGGCACUUUCGGACAGGGUGAGGAUGGUAGCAUCGAGACGCAUCAGUACUCCGUGACGAGCCACAAGCGGAGCUUGUCCGGCGGUGAUGAUUCUGCCGAGGGCCACGCUGAACGUCUCCAUUCCAAAGGCGGCAUCCCGGGCGUGUUCUUCUCAUACGACAUCUCCCCAAUGAAGGUUAUCAACCGCGAAGAGCCGGCCAAGUCGUUUGCCGGCUUCCUAACGGGUCUCUGUGCCGUGCUUGGCGGUACGCUCACUGUUGCUGCGGCGGUGGAUCGAUUCAUGUUCGAGGGCGCCACGAGGUUGAAAAAGAUGAGGUCGAAGGACCUGUAGAGAUGGGAAGGGGAAGGGGAAGGGAAAAUAAGAUGAGGUUGUGAAACAUGGGCUGGUGAUACUAGAGUACCUCCUUUGUUGUCCCUCUGAAUCCCUCUCUAUCUCUCUUUCUAUUUCUGUGUGUGUCUCUCUGUCUUUUCCUCUCUUUCUUUUUUUGCAUGGUCUAGGGAGUUCCGGAAAGGUCGUUUCUGGAAGAUAAAUAUUUUCCAAUCUUUUGCUUCGAAACGAGCUGCAAGAUAGAGCAGCUUGGGAACACUAUCCUAUA
Molecule: messenger RNA, 1782 nt
Organism: Cryphonectria parasitica EP155
Lineage: Eukaryota; Fungi; Ascomycota; Sordariomycetes; Diaporthales; Cryphonectriaceae
Product: DUF1692-domain-containing protein
Exons: 3
Coding region: 201-1517 (438 amino acids)
Biological process (GO): retrograde vesicle-mediated transport, Golgi to endoplasmic reticulum; endoplasmic reticulum to Golgi vesicle-mediated transport
Cellular component (GO): endoplasmic reticulum; endoplasmic reticulum membrane; COPII-coated ER to Golgi transport vesicle
Source: RefSeq, a predicted model, not a curated record